UCAAAACUACUAUAGCAAUAACUUUCUCUAUCGAUAUAAAGAUGGCACUAGUAAUCACGCUUUUACUUUUCGCUGUAGUGGUAAAAUAUCUAGCGACAGUUUAGAUGUUCUUCAAAAGAUUCAUGUAAACUAGAUAUCUGAUAAACACGAAUUUCCUAUUUUUACGAUAUAUAGCUACUUUGAAGACACGCCAGGUAUGGUUUACGCGUUUAUAAUAUCGUCUCUACGACCUGGACCUUGUACAGUCUUAUAUACCAAGCGCUUUGGAUAUAAGUUCCGUGAAAAUUAUAACGAAAAGGACCAGAUUCAGACGGAGGGUACUGAAGCUGACAUCUACAAAGGCCAAGGACAUGAAAGUGAAAAUGAAAUUCGACGACAACAAAUAGCUGCUGACACUCGAUAUGCAAAAGCUAUCGAAGCCCAGGAACAACACAUCGGAGAACUGGUUCAGUCGGAGUAUAACUUUAGGAAAGCACUAUCAAGCAAGUCAUUUGAGGAGGACUUUCAAAGACUGAAUAAUGACGACGUUCUUCCUGAUUUGGAAAAAGGUUGCAUUCGACUUCAGGCAUCUAAGCAGUAUCAGCUAACACGGGAUUACACAGUUAUUUGGGUCGGAACUUUGAACUGUGCCUUCAUAUUUGUUUGUGAAGAUGACGAAAACAAGCAACAAGCUGAAUUAACUUUAAAACUUAUCGUUAAGUACAUACAGCAAUAUACAGGGUUACUCAAUACUUCUGUAACUGAGUCUCUGUCAAGAUUUGGAAGUACUUCAAGCCCAUCGCGAAUAAGAAUCGACAGGGUGACACCUGUGAUAAAGUAUAUGGUGCCCAAUGGACAUUUAUUGGUGAUGAAUCACAGGCUGGUGAGACAGUUCGAAAAAGAAUUGGAUGUUGCAAUGAGAAAUUAAAACUGUUGAUCAGUGCAUGAAAAAAAAUUUGUUGUCAUUUUUCCUAUGAAGAAAUAUGGCAUUUGUCAAAACUGCACACCAUAUUUUGUCAACUGAACUUGUUGUCACCUCAAUGUUUGCCAUACUGUGAUUCCAUAGUUUAAAGAAAGAUUAAGUAUGACAUCACUAGAGCUAGAUAAACGUCCACCAUGUUGGCAAAUCAAUUCGUUUCCAGAGUUCAAGUAACAGAACUUCAAAUGGAUUAGAUCUUCAUGAGUUAUUCAAUCGAACUGCCUGCGAGCUUAAAGCAGGAUCUAAUAUAUGUUGAUUAAUUUACGCAAACACAAAAAAACAUAUUUUACUACCUGCAUGAUAUCUUCUGAUCGGAAAUUCAUUUUUCUUCCAUUAGCACUUGCAUCACACCCAUUCCACGCAGCUUAAAAUACAAAAUGUUGAUUAAUUUAUUUAAUAUUUAUAAUUUCUA
Messenger RNA from Owenia fusiformis, 1370 nucleotides. Lineage: Eukaryota; Metazoa; Annelida; Polychaeta; Sabellida; Oweniidae. The record is from the annotation of a GenBank genome assembly.